CACCCUCCCCUUCUCCCUUCUCCCUUCUCCCUUCUGACUCCCCCCUCCUCUCAAUUGGAUUUAACGGGGCUUUGAAUUCCGUCGUCUUCUGCGUCUGGGUCGAUCUUGUGAGAGAGAGGAGGGCGGCGAGAAGGGAUGUCGUGACUGGGAGAUUUGGUGGGCGGCCGGUGAGGUUCGUAAGUUCGGAGGGAUCGAAGCGUUGAGCCCUCCGUUCCUCUUUGGGUGUUUCUGCCUUCAGAUUCAAGAGAUUUGAGUUCAACGUCUUGACCAUCUUUUCACUCCGACACAAGUGGGCUGCCAUAUUACCUCCUUGGUGGUUCUGUCUAUCCUAUUCUGUGCCGUUUCUGGCGUUGGUUAGACUAGAUGUCGUUCCGUAGUAUAGUUCGAGAUGUGCGGGAUAGUUUUGGGAGCUUGUCAAGGCGUAGUUUCGAAGUGAGACUUUCAAGUCUUUCUGGGCAUCUCCGGGGUAAAUCUCAAGUGUUUGUGCCUGAGCCACAUGACACACCUCCAGUUAUCCAGUCAAGUCGCUGGGCUAGCCUUCCACCUGAGCUACUUCGGGAUGUGAUUAAAAGAUUGGAGGCAAGUGAAGGUACCUGGCCAUCUCGUAAGGAUGUUGUCGCCUGUGCAGCUGUGUGCAGAGCUUGGAGGGAGAUGUGCAAAGAGAUAGUAAGAAGUCCCGAGUUUUGUGGGAAGCUCACUUUUCCAAUAUCAUUGAAACAGCCUGGAACCCGAGAUGGAAUGAUUCAAUGUUUCAUCAAGAGGGACAAGUCGAAAUUAACUUAUCAUCUAUAUCUGUGUCUUAGCCCUGCUGUGCUGGUUGAGAAUGGGAAGUUCCUUCUAUCAGCUAAAAGGAUCCGUAGGACAGCUUGUACUGAAUAUGUUAUCUCAAUGGAUGCCAAUAACAUAUCACGAUCGACCAACACGUACAUUGGGAAGUUGAGGUCAAAUUUUCUCGGUACAAAGUUCAUAAUUUAUGACACACAGCCUCCAUAUAAUGGGGCUGCCAUCUGCCCGCCUGGACGAACAAGCCGCAGAUUUUAUUCCAAGAAAGUGUCUCCUAAAGUCCCAUCGGGCAGCUACAGCAUAGCUCAGGUGACAUAUGAGCUGAAUGUCCUUGGCACCAGAGGACCACGUCGAAUGCAUUGCGUUAUGCACUCUAUUCCUGCCUCAGCCCUUGAGCCUGGUGGCACAGUUCCUGGCCAGCCUGACAGCCUUGUUUCACGCUCCCUGGAGGAGUCCUUCCGCAGCAUGUCCUUCUCCAAGUCCAUCAUGGAUCGUUCCAUGGACUUCAGCAGCUCUCGCUUCUCUGAUAUCAUAGGAGGAACUCAAGAGGGGGAUGAAGGCGGAGAGGCCAAGGAGAGACCACUGGUUCUCAGGAACAAACCCCCCAGGUGGCAUGAGCAGCUGCAGUGCUGGUGCCUAAAUUUUCGUGGUCGGGUCACUGUUGCCUCAGUGAAGAACUUCCAGCUCAUCGCUGCAUCACAGCCCGCCGCUGGGGCACCUACACCAUCUCAGCCAGCACCAUCCGAGCAUGAUAAGAUUAUACUGCAGUUUGGCAAGGUUGCAAAGGAUAUGUUCACGAUGGAUUAUCGCUACCCACUCUCGGCGUUCCAGGCAUUCGCAAUCUGUUUGAGUAGCUUCGACACCAAGCUGGCUUGUGAAUAGAACAAUGAGAAUAGAUAAUAUCUACAUCAUGGUCACUCUGUUAUCGAUUCCUCAUGGCUGUUGAUGCACUAGUUGUGACCUGCAACCCAUUUCUUGGAGCACUAACCUGCUUCCUGAUCAGUCUCAAGCUUCUCCAGCCGCUCUGCAUGAAGCAGUGAACUGAUAACUCCACCAGAUUCUUCAUGUUUGUGUAGAAUUCUGUCUAGAUCAAGGCUUUGUUUAGUAGGCACAACAUUGAACCUUUAUGGAGAGAUCGGUUGGUACUAUUUUUCUUCCUUCUGUCUUGAUCUCCCUCAUGAAUCCAUUGACUUUUUAUUCUUCUUCCA
This is a messenger RNA of Musa acuminata AAA Group (dessert banana), 1991 nucleotides long. RefSeq names its product tubby-like F-box protein 8. The record is from RefSeq and is a predicted model, not a curated record. The coding region runs from base 364 to 1665 and encodes 433 amino acids. Gene Ontology annotation, molecular function: protein binding. NCBI's taxonomy places the organism in Eukaryota, Viridiplantae, Streptophyta, Magnoliopsida, Zingiberales, Musaceae. The transcript is spliced from 5 exons.